UGACGUCCGGCUCUCUCUGUGAGGCAAUAUUCCCCGAAAUAGAUUAUGGGAAAUGUAUAUAUAAAUAUGGUCGUUCUAUAUUUCUAUAGGCCUACAUAAACCUCUCAAAUUGCUGUUAGUCAGCAGAACAGCAAGUCAACGUUUCUAAGCAGCAGGUUACUGAUUUUAUUGCAGCUCGAUAAAGUUUCGAUUUAUCAAAAUAAGAGAGUAAUAGCAAUACGUUUUAUGAAUGUUCAUAAUUACAUUAAAAUUGACAACAUAAAUCGCUAAUAUUGCAUGUUCAUUGGAAAAGGAUACAAAAACUAUUUUUGCUAUGGCGAAUUCUUUUCGUGGUGAAGGAGUUGCUUUGAGUCGUAUUUUCAUGCAGUGUGAAAAGGAUCGUCCAAAGAUUGUGACUGAUUUUGGGUGUUCUCUCAAGAGUUCCGAUGGUGAACAUUCAUUGAUUGAGGUAGAUUGGUCUGGACUGGCUUGGAAGGCUGGAUUCAGAAACCGUGACGUUAUCGAGGCAGUGGAUGCAACUAGCUUCAAAAUGAAUGGUGCUGGACAUUGUUCUGUUCUGGAAUAUUUACGAGAGGCUGGACGAACCUGCAACAUGCUCGUUAGACGUGGUACAGCUGACGACGAAGGUGUACAGACCUAUUCAUGGAUAGGGUUCCGUUUGAAAACAAAAAGAGGGGAACCGGUUGUUCGCAAAAAGGUAAAGCGAAGCGUCGGAACCAACAUCGACGAUGCUGAGCGAGUUCACAAAAGAUUGCCAAACUGGGCUCUUCGAACCUCGGCACCCACUUUCAGGUUUCAGUAUGCCAACACUCAACAGAUCCGGCUGGUUUCUGGGCAGGGUACCAACAAUGAUCGCUUCCUUGGCUUCUUCGUAUGUCCAUCGGCUUCAGAACCAAAAUUCACCACAAAUGAUUUUGUCUUAAACAUGCAUACUUACAUAGAGGUUGGCGACUCAAUUUCGGGUACGGUAGCUGCUUUCUCCUCCGUACCCCAGCAAAACCGAAACAUGCGAAAUAGACAUACUGGUUGCUUUAAUGGAUCAGUCAGUGACGAUGACGAUGAUGAGCGUGAGAAUGGACAAGAAGCAUGCUUGUCUGGUGGUACGAGAGGGCCAAUGAUGUUGCCAGAUUUCCCAUCUUGGAUGACCAACAAUGAGCGAAUUAUCCUUGGAAACCACCGAAUGUUCUUAUGGACCCUGAAUAAUAACCAGACAGGCUUACUGUCGACUCUCAGCAACUCGGAUAGCGACAAGUUGUACGUGUCUAAUAAGGAUGACAGACCACAACUGGGAACAAGGAAAGAUGAGCUAUCAGUCGUGUUGGUGACGUCACCAUCAUCAUCCAUCUAUAUCCUAACCUCGAUAACUAAAUGAUCGUUGAUUAAAAACACUUCAUCUGCUGAAAAAUAAUUCCCAAAGCUUUCUUAUUACAUUUAAGUUGUAUGUUUCAAUUUCAGUCUUUAAAAUUAUAUUGUGGGUUUUAUACUAGGCGUACAUAGUCGGACUCGUUUGAUUAUAAAAGUAGACAGAUAUUUUUUGGUGCUUGACAAAUCUUUAUGGAUUCAUUUAUUUAUUAAGUCAUUUAUUCAUUUAUUCAUAACUAUUUAGGCCUAUGAAUUCGCAUCUGUCUAUGUCUAUCUAUCUAUCCGCCCACCCACCCAUCCAUCCAUGUAUCUAUCUAUUCAUCAAUCUAUCUACCUAGCUAUCUAUACUCUCCUUUUCUAUCAUCCUUUAUUUCUAUCUAAACUAUCUAUUGAUGUUUAUUGAAUGGUUUAUUGAUUGAUUCAUUAUUUAUUCAUUUAUUUAUUUAAUCAUUUAUUUAUUU
Molecule: messenger RNA, 1823 nt
Organism: Lytechinus variegatus (green sea urchin)
Lineage: Eukaryota; Metazoa; Echinodermata; Echinoidea; Temnopleuroida; Toxopneustidae
Exons: 7
Coding region: 314-1372 (352 amino acids)
Molecular function (GO): protein binding
Source: RefSeq, a predicted model, not a curated record